UCUAUCUAACUAUCUAAUCUCCACAAACCAGCACUACACCUUCACUGGCAUCACACUACAACGCCAAGAUGGACUUCGCGUCGUUAAUGUCCAAAGAAAUCUCCAAAGCAAAACCCAAAGCAGAUUCCCAAGACACCUCCAAGCCCAAAUACACCCGGCGCGGCGACCUCGAAGCCGCCCGCAUCGCCGCCUACAAUGAAGAACAAGAGCGCCUCGCCCGCGAACGCGAAGAGCGCAACGCCCUGAAACGCAAGCUCGAAGACGAAGAAGCCGAGCGUCGUCGCGAACGGGAAGAGAAGAAGCGCAAACUGGCCGAGGAGUCGCGCAAAAAGCGCGAAGAGGAAGAAGCUGCUCGGGAACGAGAGCGCAGGAAGAGACUCGGCUUGCCGGAGCUGCCGCCUACGGAGUCUGGAGAUGAUAAAGAGGGUGUGGGCAAGGAAGGUGGCGAGGAGGAUAUACCGGAGGAGGAGCUGUUGAAGAAGUUGCGGGAUAUGGAGGAGCCGGCGAUAUUGUUUGGAGAGACGCAUAAGGGCCGGCUGAGGCGGUAUAGGAGGCUGUUGCAGCGGUCGUUGACACCGCAGCCGCAGCUGUCAGAUGGGCCAAUUCCGACGACGUUGGAGCUGGUGCCGGAGGUGGAUAUGAAGAUUCCGGAGACGGCGCCGAAGGAUCUGGAGGGGAAGAAGUUCCUGUUUCGUCAGCUGGCGUCGUACUUUAAUAUGGUGCUGCGGGAGUGGGAGUUGGCGUUGGCGAAGCGAGAUGCGUCGGUGAAGUUGAGCUUGCAGGGAAAGCAGGCGUACAAUGCCAUGGUUCAGUCGCGGGAGAAUAUGAAGCCGUUGUUUCGCAAGUUUGAGAAGGUGGAUAUUGAUGAUGGGGUGCUUGAGCAUGUGGUUGAGAUUGUGUCCAAGGCGCAGCAGCGGCGAUAUGUCGAUGCUAAUGAUGCCUAUCUGAGGUUGAGUAUUGGAAAAGCUGCCUGGCCUAUUGGUGUUACCAUGGUUGGUAUUCACGAGCGAUCCGCACGAGAGAAGCUGCAUCAAAGCGAUCAGCAGGCGCAUAUUUUGAGUGAUGAGAUUACGCGCAAGUACUUGCAGAGCAUCAAACGGUGCCUCAGCUUUGCGCAGACGCGGUGGCCUCCGGAUGAUCAGCUGCAGAUCAUGGGCUAGCCAUGGUGCACGAUAGCAUUAAAUAUACCCAUUACAUCAAUCAACAUUAGAUCACUAUCUC
This is a messenger RNA of Aspergillus piperis CBS 112811, 1221 nucleotides long. Its product is annotated as mRNA splicing protein PRP18. Bases 69 to 1160 code for a protein of 363 amino acids. NCBI's taxonomy places the organism in Eukaryota, Fungi, Ascomycota, Eurotiomycetes, Eurotiales, Aspergillaceae. Gene Ontology annotation, biological process: generation of catalytic spliceosome for second transesterification step; RNA splicing. The record is from RefSeq and is a predicted model, not a curated record. Gene Ontology annotation, cellular component: U2-type post-spliceosomal complex; U5 snRNP; U4/U6 x U5 tri-snRNP complex. The transcript has 2 exons.